Sitodiplosis mosellana (orange wheat blossom midge) is the source of this 1341-nucleotide messenger RNA. Its product is annotated as coiled-coil domain-containing protein 28A. The transcript has 4 exons. Lineage: Eukaryota; Metazoa; Arthropoda; Insecta; Diptera; Cecidomyiidae. The record is from RefSeq and is a predicted model, not a curated record. Bases 303 to 992 code for a protein of 229 amino acids.
AGAGCCACAACAACAUUCAAGUCCAUUCUAUUUACAUUUUGAAUUUCGAAUUUUCGAACAAAUCACUCGUCUCAAAUGUCAAACGCUGAAGCGCAAGCAAUAAAAAAAAAACAACAUAACAAACACCAAACGUCAAAUGAAUCAUGCAAAGUAUCAUUCACGAUUCGGGUAGUGAUUAAGAAUUUUUAUUUUGUGUGAUAUUUAAUUAUUAUUUAUGCGAUAUUGAGAAAACUACCAAUUUUUUUCCUCUGUGUUUUGUAAAGUUUUCCAUUGUAAAUUGAAUUGAAGAUAACGUUAGGCCUAUGGAGCGUAAAGAUGAAGCAGCAGUCGAACGCCAAAAGCUUGUAGACGAUGGAGAGGCUGAAAAUGAUGAUGAUCAGACAAAUAUCUCAACAAAUGUACCACCGAUCAGUGCACCGAAGUCCGUCCAAACACCAAAUUCACCCGUUCUAAGCAAUCGAAUAUUCUCAAGUGGUGAAACAAGUCGAACACAAGACUCUAGCAAUUGUUCCGUUAUCAAAGGAGCCACCGAUCCACCACGGCUUCAUUAUGUCAACGAAAGAGAACAACGCAAACAGAAUGAUCCAAAACCAGAUAAAAACAAACCACGAAAAUUGCCCAGAGGCUUACAAAGUAAUGUAGAUGCACAAUCAAGCGCUAGUUUUGACACACGUUCACUCAAACAUCAUUCAUUUAUAUCAGAAGUACCCGAUGUUCGUCAUAUGGAGAAAGCACUGCUUGGAUUGUUAGACGAUUUUCACUCGGGAAAAUUGAAAGCGUUCGGUUUUGGUUGCACAAUGGAGCAAAUGACGGAUAUUCGACAGCAACAAGAGAGUCUAGCAAAGCUUCAUUUUGAACUUGGCUCUGGUGGUGAUCCGUUCAAUAGCAAAAAUGAUCUCAACGCACAGGAAAACAUGUCCAAAUUGGUUCAGAAAUUGGAAAAUCUGUCUGUAUCAAUAGAAAAACUCCAUUCAAGCAAUACAAACUUAUAAAUCGCAAUUUCCAUUGGCAACCGUGUCAAAAUGAAAAACCAAAACCAACAACAACAACAACAACAACAAAAUAUCAAAUAGUUCUGCCAACACAUCGCGUGUUCAGGCCAUUGAAUCGCGCGGUUCUUUGGUUGCUUUUAUACAUGAACCCAAAAAGUGCUAAUAAUAAUUAAGAAGUGUGAGCAUCGAAUGCAGCUAGCCGAAGAUGAAUUAUGUUUUUAUUAUUUUUAUUGGAAAAAGGAAAUUGACAGAUUUUUUUUUAUUAUUCUAGCCCGAGUAUUAGUAGGUUAUUGAGCUCAUAUUGACAUUAAUUUCGUGAAUGAUUUUUAGGAUAGAUGAGCCAAGUUCA